Messenger RNA from Hyla sarda, 3439 nucleotides. RefSeq names its product shiftless antiviral inhibitor of ribosomal frameshifting (gene SHFL). Bases 121 to 1041 code for a protein of 306 amino acids. Gene Ontology annotation, biological process: viral translational frameshifting; innate immune response. Gene Ontology annotation, molecular function: ribosome binding; sequence-specific mRNA binding. Lineage: Eukaryota; Metazoa; Chordata; Amphibia; Anura; Hylidae. The transcript is spliced from 9 exons. The record is from RefSeq and is a predicted model, not a curated record.
AUGAUGAUGAUCCAGUAAUCCGCGCAGUCUCCUCCUAUAACGGGCGGACCCGGAACACUCACCCCGGACCGAGCAACGGGGCCCGAGAGACCGAGGAGCCGGGGAGGACGGACCGGGAACAUGCAGGGGAACAGUGCGGAGGAGCUGGAGCUGGAGAAGAGCGUCCGGCGCCUCCGAGAGAAGUUUCAUGGCAACGUCCCGAUAGAGACGGCGGUGCUGCUGAUGAGAAAAUUUGCAAACAAUCAUGCCCAGGUGUGCCAAUGGAUCAUAUUGUGCAAGGAUGAACUCAAUGGCAUUGAUCCAGAUGACAGAAACAAUUUAAAAAAAGACAAGGUUGCAAUGAACGUGAUCAAUAAAAUGAAGAAGGACAAUGACUUGCCAAAGGACGAUUUAAGCUCCGACAAGGAUAUAAAGGAUCUGGCCGCCAGGUUGAAGUGUUUGCCCCUGACGGAAAAAAAUUUGAAGAUGUUUAACAACGCCUCCGAGAACCGAAUCCCCUCCAGCGACAGACAGUUUGCAUGCAAAGACUGCGACAAGAUGUGGUGGAGAAGAGUUCCUCAGAGGAAGGAGGUGUCAAGGUGUCACAGUUGUCGUAAAAAAUAUGAUCCUGUUCCAUAUGACAAGAUGUGGGGGAUUGCGGAGUUCCACUGCCAUAGAUGUGAUCGCUCUUUCAAAGGAUUUGCACAGAUGGGGCUUUCAUGCCCAUGUUACAUGUGCGCUUCUCCCGUCUUACCAAUUCGAAUACUCCCUCCUCGCCGAAAUAGUGGCCCACGAACCCGAAACCCUCACAGCUGCUUCGGAGAAAAUUGUUAUAACCGGAGAGAACCUUACAUUCCCGGCCUCCAGUGCGUCCAUCCCAGAAGCCUGUCCAAACAUAAGUGUCCCAAAGUCCUGCAUCCCAGCAUGCUUCACGUGAGCACAGGGUCCACGGUGGCCACAUGCCUCAGCCAGGGCAGCAUGGCCCAGUGUGAUCUGGAUGAUCUUAUUCUGGAUGACAUACAGGAGUCCGAUGAAGACGAGAGUGACAGCAACCACAGCUAGAAGCCAAGUCUGACGGGUCAACGUUCCAUUAUCAGUCUCCUAUGUUACAAUAGAGCCAUUUCCUAAAAACCUGUCUUACCUGAAAGCACCUACAUUACUAUUUACACAAGAAUGACAAUUCCAUCAUAUAUACUUGUUAUCGGAACUGCUCUUUAUUUUACGAGCAGGAACUUUCCAAUGAUAGAGCAGGGGAACAUGAAAACCAUGAAAGUUUAGUUGACAAUGGGGGGGGGGAAUCUGGGAAAGGAGGCAGGCAAACCAUAGAAGGUCAGAGGGUUUUGCAUUUAGACGGCCCCCAAAAGCCCCAGGGUUAUGUUGCCAACUGUGUUUAAAGGGUUUCCAAGCACGGGCAUAUCCCUAGGAUUAAUGGGGACCCAACUAUUUGCUAGAGUGAAGUGGCCAGUGUCUUCUAUGACUCUGAAGGGCAAAAGCGGCCACUUCUGGGGGGCUGAGCCAGCGGGUCUGGGUUAACCCUACUCUGCCAUGCCUACUUACAUAACAUCACAGCCUCUAGUGUCUGAAACGAGCUGGCCGGCCGAAAGUGCCACAGCUAGUCAGCACAUGCGCCAGAAACAACAGCACGGGCUCAGACACAGGGAUGUGCAGGUUGCCAGUCAAAUCGCCAUGACAUAAUGCAAGUAGGACCCGCAGGGCCAGCCCCCCGCAGAGCUAUUUUCUGGUGGCCUUUAUAUGCUGCUCCAUAAGUAAAAUACAGGCUGCCAUAAACAGCACCCUGCAUUCUGCUGAUAGAUUUAAACUGUAUUCCCAUCUUGACAUUUAUGGCCUAUCCACUGGGAUCUGGAUCCACAUCUUCAGAACAAAGGUCCUGAAGGGCGACAGCUGGCAAUGGUCAGGAAAUCAAGAAAGAGCCAAAUUUUAUGUAACUUCCAUGGAGGUUUAAGGGGUUAUCUGGUGUUUAAUAAAAACUAAUAUUGUGCUGGGCAAAAUAAAAUAAAAAACAUACUUACCUAUCCCCAGUCCCCUGUUGCUCCUGUUCGCCUCCAUUUUCUAUUCUUCCUGGUUCCGAGACAAGCGCUUGAUGCAGGACCUGCCAAUCUCUGGCCAAUACGGGACAGCACUGAGCCAGUAGGUCCUGCAUUGAGUGCUCCUCUCGGAAGCUGGAAGAAGAGAUAAUGGAGGUGAACUGGAGCAGGGGGGGGGGGGGGUCGGGGAUAGUUAAAGGAGAACUUAACCCAUAUCCACAGGAUAGGGGAUAAGUAGCUGAUCGUGGAGGGUCCUGCCUUGCAGACGAAUGCUUGAUGCAGGACCUGACGGCUCCACCAAUCACUGGCCAAGACGGGAAACCACUGCGGCCACUGAUUGGCUGAUCUGGCAUUUCCUGCAUCGAGCGCUCCUCUCAGAAACACAAACAAGAUAGAAUAGAGGUGAAUGGGAGUAGUGGGGGGAUUGGGGCUAGGUAAGUAUGUUUUGUUUUUUUCUUUCUAUUUUCUCCCCACCCCAGAACCAUACUAGUUUUUAUUAAACACCAGAAAACGCCUUUAAUGGUAGUUGUAUAAACAGAAUAGAACUAUGCUUUUUCUGUAUCUCAGAAGUUACUGACCACCCAUCUGACUGCCCAGAGGAUAGGUUAUAAUUGUAUGAUUGCUGAACAAUGGGAAUGGGGGGAUCCUGUGUCCCCCAUCUGAAAGGAGGGGCGCUGUGCCUGUCUAUUGCUGUCAGUCCCGUAGACAUUACAUCAGUGUUUCCCAACCAGUGUGCCUCCAGCUGUUGCACAACUACAACUACCAGCAUGCCCGGACAGCCGAAGGCUGUCCGGGCAUGCUGGUAGUUGUAGCUUUGCCACAGCUGGAGGCACCCUUGGUUGGAAAACACUGAAUUAGAUGCUUUGUACUUUGUUGAAGUAGGGGGACACCACUUUCAAGGACGAUCAAUUAUAACUUCUCUGCAGUCCUGCAACCUUAUGUUCCUGCUCGUAAAGGGAGGAAAUCCAACACAAAUUACCUAGAACGUAUGGGACUGUUAUUUAUGUCGUUUCCUGAUAGAUUAGUGAAGGCUCGCACUUUAUUGUCUUCCCCUCAGUGCCUUAUUCUGUUGGCUCUCAGGACUAUGCGGAUGAGUGACUUUUCAGCGUCCAUUCCUUUAGGGGGAACUUUCAGCCCCCAUGUUUUUACUUCAUGUUGUCUAUUCUUUAUACAUUCACUUAGAGCAGUGUUUUUUUUCCAACCAGGGUGCCUCCAGCUGUUGCAAAACUACAACAUGCUGAGAGUUAUAGCUUUGCAACAGCUGGGGGCACCUUGGUUGGGAAACACUGACUUAUAGUGUCCGUUGCCAUUUCACUUCUUGAAAUUAAAGGUUCGGCUGUUUUUGUUGUUUGUUUUUUUUUUGCAUAUAUUUUUGUUAAUAGACAAAAAAUAAAAAAUAAGAAUAUAAGUUUUCC